This is a messenger RNA of Chionomys nivalis (European snow vole), 1073 nucleotides long. RefSeq names its product glutathione S-transferase kappa 1 (gene Gstk1). The coding region runs from base 100 to 864 and encodes 254 amino acids. The transcript has 7 exons. Gene Ontology annotation, molecular function: glutathione transferase activity; glutathione peroxidase activity. Gene Ontology annotation, cellular component: mitochondrion; peroxisome. Lineage: Eukaryota; Metazoa; Chordata; Mammalia; Rodentia; Cricetidae. Gene Ontology annotation, biological process: glutathione metabolic process. The record is from RefSeq and is a predicted model, not a curated record.
CCGUCUACAGUCCACAGGCUGGAAUUGGCAGCUUCCUGCUGACUCUGGGGUCUUUCUGCAGAUAGCAGCUUCAAGUUAGCUUUCAUCCUCCUGUGCAGUAUGGGGCCAGCGCGGCGAACUCUGGAACUGUUCUACGACGUUCUGUCCCCGUACUCCUGGCUGGGCUUUGAGGUCCUAUGCAGGUACCAACACCUCUGGAACAUCAAGCUGCAGCUGCAUCCUGCUCUCAUUGCUGGGAUCAUGAAUGACAGUGGAAACAAACCACCAGCUUUGGUUCCCCGAAAAGGCCAAUACAUGAACAAAGAUAUGCUUCUCCUGGGGCAACACUUCCAGGUUCCCCUCAACUUACCCAAGGAUUUCUACAAUGUGAUUCUUAAGAAAGGAAGUCUAAAUGCCAUGCGCUUCCUCACCGCUGUGAGCAUGGAGCAACCAGAGCUGCUGGAGAAGGUGUCCAGAGAGCUAUGGAUGCGUAUUUGGUCUCGAGAUGAAGACAUCACGGAGUCCCAGAGCAUCCUGGCUGCUGCAGAGAAGGCAGGAAUGUCACCAGAGCAAGCCCAACACUUACUGGAAAAAAUCUCCACAGCACAGGUGAAGAACAAGCUCAAAGAGACCACUGAUGCGGCCUGCAGUUAUGGGCUGUUCCAGUGGAGUUUGCUGUCUCAGGUCUUCUCUGGAUCAUGUCGCUGGAUCAGUCUUGCUCCACCAAUGUCCCAGGACUGGAUUGGCUCCCAGCUUCUGCUCCCAUGGAGCUUGCUUCCUCAGGCCCACUCCAGCCAAGGUAGCUGGUUCAGUCCCACUCCUGUGGAAUUUGUUGCCUCAAUCCUGCUCCAGCUCAAGGUCCUUCCUCUCUCUUCUCUUCCAUGAUCCCUGCAACUGUUGGGUUCCACAGUCAUCUUUACCCAGGUUCACUAUGGUAUAAACUCAGAAGUACAUCUCAAAUGGACUAUUCUCUUCUGCAAAGAAGUCGUAUAGAACAUACAGCUCAUGUAAAAUAAAAAAUGAAACACUUUGGGCUGGAAAGAUGGCUCAGUGGUUAAGAGCACUGGCUGCUCUUCCAAAGCUCUUGAGUUUAA